Molecule: messenger RNA, 1050 nt
Organism: Poecilia reticulata (guppy)
Lineage: Eukaryota; Metazoa; Chordata; Actinopteri; Cyprinodontiformes; Poeciliidae
Source: RefSeq, a predicted model, not a curated record
AUGCUUGUACGAAAUUGGAGAGAGAAUGAAAUCAUCCGAACCCUAAUAGGCUUAAACACUGUUUGGAUUGAACUGUAUCGGGAAAAGCUGUGGUCUGAUGGCAGCACCUCUCUGUUUCGAUACUGGGCAAAUGGCGAGCCCAACGAUCUACUUUAUGAUCAGUGUGUUGCUGGAUCAUUUGGUGACUCUGGAAGAUGGUCAGAUGAAAGUUGCAGCCUCAAUUUGCCAUUCGUCUGCUACCAACAGAUUCCUACAAAUGUUGAUGGCUUGAGAGCAUCAAGUCAAGAUGAGAGCAGCAUCACUCUGCAGUGGAAUAAAAUCAACAACAGCACCAGCUUUGUUCUCCAGUUUAAUGGAUCAGAGACAAACAUCAGACCACCAGAUGGAGAUGGACCAGUGAACCACACAGUUUCAUCUCUCACUGCUGGAACCAGAUACACAUUCACUCUCUUCUCUGUGUUUGAGAGCAUCAGAAGCAGUGGAGUCAGCAUYGCUGCAGUGACUGCUCCUGAAAAUGCAGAGGGCUUCAGAGCAUCAGAACAAAAUGAGAGCAGCAUCACUCUGCAGUGGAAUAAAGGAGACAACAGCACCAGCUUUGUUCUCCAGUUUAAYGGCACAGAGACAAACAUCAGUUCACCAGAUGGAGACGGACCAGUGACACAUACAGUCACAUCUCUCACUGCUGGAACCAGAUAUACAUUCAUACUGUACCGUGUGUUUAUGAAUGUUAGAAGCAGUGCUGUAAACAUCACCAUUGCUACUGCUCCUACAAAUGUUGAAGGCUUCAGAAAAUCAGAUCAAGAUGAGAGCAGCAUCACUCUGCAGUGGAAUAAAAUCAACAACAGCAGCAGCUUUGUUCUCCAGUUUAAUGGAUCAGAGACAUUCAUCAGAGCACCAGAUGGAGACGGACCAGUGAACYACACAGUUUCAUCUCUCACUGCUGGAACCAGAUAUACAUUCACUCUCUUCUCUGUGUUUGAGAACGUCAGAAGCAGUGGAGUACAAUUUGAAGCUGUUACUGGUAAGGAUUUUAAGAUAAUCCCUAAGUGA